UUUCUUCUCCAUGCAUCAGUUCUGAAACCACGUACAAAAAGUUGUUUUCGAAAAUUCGUAUGAUCUGAUAAGCUUGUGCGUAUGUGAAUAUUAUCUAAUUAUGAACGUUUUGUGUGCUUAAUUGUUUAGGACAUUAUUUAAUUGUGUUUGAGCCAGUAAUUUGUAGGUAACGCGAAAUCAUCGGCAACAAUGAGUGUCAUCAUACGGCUGCAGAACCUUCCGUGGUCGGCGAAUGCUCUGGACAUUAGGAAUUUCUUUCGGGGCCUCUCUAUUCCCGAAGGAGGAGUUCACAUCGUAGGAGGAGAACUCGGCGAUGCUUUCAUUGCGUUCAGUACGGACGAGGACGCGCGCCAAGCGAUGAUGCUGGACUGUGGCAAGAUCAAGGAGAUACAAGUGAAACUUCUCCUCAGUUCUCGCUCAGAGAUGCACAAGGUGAUAGAGGCGGCACGGCAGAGCGUGCCCAUACUGUCCUUAACGGCCCCCGCCCCGGCCCCAGUAGCCCCGGCCCCCGCCCCCACUCCCAUUAUACCCACCAUCACGCCCUUCUCGUCCGCAUUGGGCACUCACCCACUUAACAGCUUCGGCAUCCCCGGAAUAGGCAACCCCAAUGAAAUACCACAACCAGCAGUCAUAGAACCGCCAGCGCCACUUAUCAGCCCCCCCACAAUAACUACUAAUAUGGAUGAGGAAAAAGACGAAGAUAAAGGUGAUACUAAACGCGGCCGCGACAAGGAGAAGGAUAGGCGUCGGUCGCGCUCCAGGUCUCGAUCACGCGACAGAGACAGGAAAGACAGGAAACGUGAUCGCCGUGACAGGUCGCGGUCGAGGGAGCGAAGGCGCAGGGAUCGUAGCCGCAGCAGAGAUAGGUCGGGUCGCGACCGCAAGCGAGACAGAAAGGAACGCAGCCACUCCGUCGACCAAUCACCGACUCGCCGCGCCCGCGAUAGGAGAGAACGCAAAUCCCCAAGAAACUCCCAAGAGAAGAAUGACGAAUCUCAAAGUAACGAUUCGUUCGCGGCCGCCGCUCCCAUGAUGGGUAACAUGAUGAAUCCGCUAAUGCCGCCGCAGAUGCCACAAAUGCUGCAACCCAACAUGAUGAUGAACGGCAUGCCCGAUGGAAACGCGCAACAGAAUCGCUUCAACGAUCCUUCUCUGACAGACGCGUUUAACAAACUGCAUGAGUUAGGGAAGAAGCGCAACCCCAAUGCUUUCCAGGGCGAGCAGCAAAACGGGGGUGGAAGGUUCCAAGGAGCCCGCGGGGGCGGUAAUGUGGUUCGUGGAGGCGCUAGUUUCCGUCGCGAAGGUCGCGUGUCUCGCUUCGACAACGAUCAGCCACAACGCGAGUGUUGCGUCGCCAUCAGGAACGCUCCCAACCACACGAGCUACGGCGACGUACGCCGUUUCUUCCCGUUCGUCAUCGACAAACACGGGAUCAAAAUGAUUAACGACCACCUCGGUCGUCGCACUGGCAACAUAUUCGUCAAGUUCUGCGACCCUCGCUCCAAGCAGCUGGCCCUGCAGCGGAAACACAACGAGUUGAAAGGCGCCCAAGUGGUAGUCGAGCCGCUGGACGACGAAGCAUACGAUGGUGCCAUAGACUCCUUUUUGCCGUACCGGGAUGAUAACGACGAAGAAGACCCCUCCCUCGUCAUCGCCGACGAGCCCAAACAACAAAUAUACACCGUCAUAAAACUGACCGAGCUGCCCAACUUUGUGAAAGAACAGGAUAUAAUAAAAACUUUCAGCGACUUUUCGCUUUUGUCAAUAAUGCUGAACGACUGCCGAGUCACCCGAUCCAAGAUCGCGUUCGUGCAGUUCGUCAAACCCGAGGACGCUAAAGCGGCUUUCGAUAGACGUGAAAGAUACAUAUUCGGUCGUCGGCAUCCGACCAUAACUCCGGUGAGCGACGAAGAGUAUGAGAAAGAGAAGCAUAGCCAGAACGACAAGAUGUGCGAGCCGAAGGAGAAGGUUCAAGUGGAGCCGCCCGUGGUAGAGAUGCAGGCGCCUCGAGACCCGCGACAACGCCGGCAGCUCGAAGCCGCGCCUGCACCGCAACCGCAACAGCUGCAGCAGCCAUUCUUCCCUGCCUCCUUCCCCGGCCAACCGGGCUUUGUACCCGGGUUCCCCGGAGCGCCUGCGCCCCAGUUCGCUGGCUUCCCCGGCCCCGGGCCCGCCGCCACAGACCCUCGGUCCGCCGCCGCCACCUGGGCCGCGAGACCCAACCUCCCCAACCCGAUGAAACAAAUGAAAGCCAUGCCCCAACUUCAAGUGACGACUAUCGAUCUAGACGAAGAACCUCUAGACUGCGUACUUAUGAAAGGAUUACCGCGGGACGCGACGGACCGGACUAUAGUCUCGUUCCUCUCCGACACGGGAGCGGUGCCCGCCCGGAUACACCUGAUGUUGGACACGAACGGUCUACCGUCAGGGGAUUGUUUCUGCGAGUUCCGGUCGCCGCAAGAGGCUAGAAUGGCCGCUUCGAAGCACGGCCAAAAUUUGGAAGGCUGUCGCGUCACCGUGGACCUGGUGACGAGGGCGGUCGUCGAGGAGGCUCUCGAGGGCCCAAAGCAGCAGCAGGAAAUGCAGGAGAGCCUGUUAGGAAACGGUCCGCCGCCUGUUCAGCAACAGUUCUUUGAAGCGCCCCAGAGAGGAUUCGGGCCACGCGGGCCCUAUCGCGGUCGCGGUGGAUUCGAUAACAGAGGGGGAUUCGAGGGUCGCAACUUCGAUUCGAACCGGGGAGGAUUCGACCGCAAUUACAACAGAGGCGGGUACGAGGGUCGAGGGAGCUUUCGCAGCCGAGGCUACGAUCGCGGCGGCCGAGGUUUCGAUCGAGGUAGAGGAAGGGGCUUCGGUCGCGGCCGCGGCGGAGGCGGUGGAGGUGGAUUCGAGAACGGAAGAGAUCAGAUCAGACAGGAGGACGACAGCGACCCCACUCUGGAAGAUUUCGGCGCGCCCGGCUGCGUAGUGUCCAUGGAGAACGUUCCCUUCCGCGCGUCCAUCGAUGACAUCCUGACAUUCUUCUCUGAGUUUGAGUUGACUCAGGAUGACGUCAUCAGGCGGUACAACGAGCGCGGCCAGCCGACGGGCGACGCGCGCGUGGCGUUCCGAACGCCCUUCGACGCGCAGCGCGCGGUCAAAACGCGCCAUAUGGACACCAUCCACGACAGACGGAUCAACCUCAUGAUUCUAUAGCAUCCGCGACGAGCUCGGAGCGAUUCGGACUCUGACGUUGAAAUGGCGUAUUUGUAAAUUCACACAUGUGGUAACGUCACAUUGUGUGAAUUUACCCCACCGUGUACCGCGGGAAAGACUGUUUUGUUUCGUGAUUGUAUGUGACAUAGUAUGUAUAAUCAACACUUGUGUGAUUUCGAUCGCAAAAAAUGGACUUCGAAAUUUUAUGUUAAGAAUUUAGUAUAAUUAUUAUUAAUAAAGUAUGGAGGUACUUUAAAU
Molecule: messenger RNA, 3450 nt
Organism: Chilo suppressalis (striped riceborer)
Lineage: Eukaryota; Metazoa; Arthropoda; Insecta; Lepidoptera; Crambidae
Source: the annotation of a GenBank genome assembly